Molecule: messenger RNA, 3884 nt
Organism: Oldenlandia corymbosa var. corymbosa
Lineage: Eukaryota; Viridiplantae; Streptophyta; Magnoliopsida; Gentianales; Rubiaceae
Source: the annotation of a GenBank genome assembly
AUUGAUUCAAAGGUUGUGACAGAAGAAGAAAGAAAGAAGAGUGGUGGAAAAUUGCACACCAGGCCAACAGCAGCCUAGCAAUCCCAUCCCAUUUACUGCUUUUGAUUGAUGAUCUGUUUCUUUGGUUGGUUGUUGUAUCUAAUAUAAUUGCAGCACUGCAGCCAAGCAAGGAACCAUCGGAUUGGUUGACAAAUAUUUAAUACACCAACCACAGCAAAUUUCCAUGGAUUUUGGAACAGCCAAAGACUGAAUCUUUAUUUAUUUUUCUUUUGUAGCCCCAUUCCUCCAACUCCAACCCCAUCUCCCCUUGCUAUGAAUGACCUUAUUGCCUGGUUUUUUUGUACAUUAAUAUCAUAGUUAUGGGAAGGUGGCUUUUCUUUCUUUUUCCUUCUUCUUGUUGCUUGUAUAGUUGUUAUUGUUGUUGUAGUCAGUGACAUAAUAAUAUGACUCAUUUAAUGUGAUGUUUGGCAGCUUUCAGUUUUUGUACUUUUUUUUUUUUUUUUUUCAUCCUGUGUUACUAGAGUAGUACUAUUACUUACUGGACUGGACCACUGGCGCCUUUCUUUUCAUUUUUUUUUUUUCCAACUGAUCAAUCCAUCACUAACUCCACUACUGCUCUUUUUCCAUCUUUAGCUUUCUUGCUUCCACUUGGGAGGCAGAGCCAAAUCCCUUUUUACUUUGCUUCUUGAUUUCAUCCCGCUCGUGGGUUUCGUGUUUUGUUUAUUCUUGCAAACUCCUUCUACCAACCAAAUUUUUACUCUUUUUGGUGGCCUGUUUUAAAGUGUUUGAAGUUGGUACUACCAAAUUAGUUAAUUUACCAGUCCUUUUGGUUAGAUAAUUGUUAUAACAGAAGAAAGUUUGACACUUUUUUUGGUUUAUUUUAACUUGUUGCUGCCGAGGUCCUUGCUUUUUCCAUGUAGACUCUGUAGGAUUGAAGAAUUCUGUGGUGAAUGAUGCAGAAGUUCUGAUUUGAGAUGUGUUUUUCCCAUGUGAUCAAAUUGGAAGGUAGAAUUCUUCUUAUCAUACUGGUAAAAGAACAGAGAGAUUGAUGGAGUCCUGGAGCUAUGUUUCUGGGUUCAAAAACUUUGCCUCUCAUGAUUCUGUUUCUGAGACUGAUGGAUUUGCUAGAAUUAGAAAUGGAAUGGCUGUCUGGGGGGAAUUGAAGCCCUCCUCAAGUAAGAACUUUGGGAAUGAUUACUAUCAGGAUUCGAGCAUUAGGAAAAAUCAAGUAGUAUUGGAUGAUGAGGAGGAGUUGGAUUCCUCUGGUAUGAUGAUGAUGAAGAAUUGUGUGGCCAAUAAUACUAGCUCAAUUAGAGAUGUUUUCCUCAGUGGCAAAUUUGGCUAUGGAGAUAAAGGAAUUCUGAACAGUUCAUUUCAAGAUACUCUAAGUUCAGAAUCCAGUUGUUCUAAGCUGUCAAGUUCCAUUGUGGAAUCAAAUUCUAGUAGGGAUUUACCAUUGAUAGACCUGAAAUUGGGAAGGUUUCCCCCUCCUGAUCCCCAAAAUAAGGCAGCAAACCUUAAAAAAAAUUUUCAAGUUGAGUCAUCAUCUAUUGUGCCUAUGCCUACAAAGAAAGCAAGAGGUGGUGGAAGUUUGAGUAGUUCUCAGAUACCAUUUUGUCAAGUUCAUGGUUGCAAGAAGGAUCUCAGCUCCUCUAAGGAUUAUCAUAAGAGGCACAAAGUUUGUGAGAUUCAUUCAAAAUCAAUCAAAGUGAUUGUGAAUGGAAUUGAACAAAGGUUCUGCCAGCAAUGUAGCAGGUUUCACUUAUUGGCUGAGUUUGAUGAUGGUAAACGCAGCUGCCGCAAACGCCUUGCUGGGCACAAUGAGCGACGAAGAAAACCUCAUAUCAGUGUACAUACUAGCAGAGCAGCGAGGGUGUUUAACUCUUACAAUGGUAAUACCAGGUUGGAAAGGGCUUCUUCUUCUGUGAUGUCAUCUUUUGUCUGUCAGGAUAUACUUCCUGGUAUGAGUAGUGACACACAGAGAUAUGGUAUGAGUAAUGACUGGUGCAAGACCUUGAAAGUUGAGGAUGGAUCUUCUAAUGAUUACGCUGCAAUAAUUCCAAGCUCAAAAGGAGAGCAGCAACAGAAUCAUAUACUGAGACCUAAUAAUACGGUGGUUACUUCAUUUCGUUCUUGUGAGAAGCCAUGUUCUUCUGCUGCUUCUCUUUGUGACUUCGAUGAUGGACUAAUCAAUGCAUUUCCAAGGACCAAAAUGAACCAAAAGUAUCAUAAUUAUAAUCCAUUCACGCACAGCAUUUCUGCCUCAGAUUUGGACUCGGAUCAAUAUUCCAUGUUCCAUAAUACCUGCAAUACAAAAGGGAGCGAUGAUGCCUACACUGGUUUAGACUCGGCAUCAUCAGAUGUUAAGGGCUUAACAGCGACAACUUCAGGCUACACUUGUGCUCUCUCUCUUCUGUCAUCACAAUCACAAAAUGUUCCUAUGGGUGUUCCCUUGAUUUCCACUCCAAGCAGCAACUCUCAUUACAGCAUAACACAAGUGUCUGAAAAGCUCUUGAGGAUUAGUCCUCAAACUUCAACAACACAAAUGGAACCGGUUCUCAUAUCAGACAGUAGUGAUUGCAUAAAUUCAGGUUCAGAAUUCAUGAAUAAUGCCAAGAAUCAUCAACUCUCAUGUGAAGAUGGUUCUACAAUAGAUUUGCUCCAGCUAUCAUCUCAGCUUCAGCGAGUGGAACACCAAAAGCGAUCAAUACACACGAAGGAGGAUAAUGGUGCCUUUUUCGGGUUCAGAAGCACACAAAACUAAGCAAGGUGUGUCUGACACAAAACCAUCAAGGGUUAGUGCGUUUACAUAUGCAGUUGGACCAAUGAGCUCCAAAAUGAAUCUGUUCAUGUAUCUUAAACUCUUUUAGCCCAAGUAUUAUUUGUUAUCUGGCUACUGUUUUAUUAGGCUGUCAGUUCAAUAGUUUUUCAGGUUUUUAAGUUGAAAAGAUGUUGAAUUUCCCUUAGAAUGCGUGCAAGUGAUAAGAAUGCAAAAUUGAAACCUAUGCCUGAGCAUAACACACGUGAAAAACCUGUAACUCCAACACCACAAUGAGAUGGCUAAAAACUAAUUGAUUGCUUAUGAAAUCUAACGCUCUUAGUAAAACAUCAGUGUUGUUAUGACUACUGCCACUUGUGAGAACGAAUGUUCUUUUUGUUAUUUAUUUAGGUUGGUGUUUGAUUUGCAGGUUCAUGUUUGCGGCUGUGCGCUAAGCAAUGAGCUUACUUUGCAGCUCUGUUCAAGUAAAGGACAGAUAGCAAAAAGAUGCUACAAGUAUAGAAGAGAAGCAAGAUGAACUACCUUUUAUCAUAUCCAAUUUCUUAAAUCAAUUUAGGCACAACCAAAUGUCUUGUUCGCUGCCUUUGUUCUUGUUGUCAUUUAGAGUUCAGACUGUCACCAUUGCCCUUCAGAUUCAAUACCUUCUGAUGUAUGGCUUUGAUUAGGGAAUAUAUUACUCAUAAUCUCGUGGAUUCUUUAUUAGUCUGUUUAAUGAUCAUACAACUUCGCAAAUGAUGUUAGGCUGGAAUUGGAUGGCCCUUGUUUGUGAUACACUUGUUUCUUGCACUGUCUUUUUCUGACAAAGAAACAAGAAUUUCUAGCUCUUUUCUCCUUUCUUAUCAAACUUUAAUCCAUUAUUUCUCUUCGACAUUGGAGUUGUCGCUAAAGCUAAACCACAUCUGCUUCAUUGUGUUUUGUAUUUGUAGUUCUCUGUUGUUUCCGAUAGGCCUACAAUCGACGAGAAGUGCCAAUUUUACUUUUUACAGCUAGCUUCCUAACUGAAUCCAAAGGGAUGCAUACAGCUUUGGUCCUAUGAAGGCAACUUUUUCUUGUGAAAUCCUUCAGUUGAAGUUUCCAUCGCGUUUCGGCAUUCCAUAAAAGCCAA